This is a messenger RNA of Drosophila persimilis, 627 nucleotides long. RefSeq lists its product as uncharacterized. Bases 210 to 569 code for a protein of 119 amino acids. The record is from RefSeq and is a predicted model, not a curated record. NCBI's taxonomy places the organism in Eukaryota, Metazoa, Arthropoda, Insecta, Diptera, Drosophilidae. The transcript has 2 exons.
AACAGUUUCCAAAGUGCUUUCGGUAUUCCUGUUCCGUGGACGUGAAUAUUUCCAUCUAAAACAGUUUCCUGCUUUCGGCGUCGUCGACAAUCAAAAUUAAUGUAGAAAUCGAAAGUGAGGGCUGCCAGAGCCGAGGGAUCCACCUCUGAAGCCCCAACUCCUUUUCCAGAUCCGCCCGACAGUCCGCAGGGCCUUCCGUUCUUCACCAAAUGCAUCGCCAGCGAGCAGCCCUUCCAGACUGGAGAAGAAUGGUCUUAGGUUCCCUUUGGAGGACACUGGUCUGGGGCAGCUGUGGUCCAGGUCUUCCCGAUCUACAGAGCCGCAGACAAUUGUCUUCCAUGGAACGUCUUGACUUCCAGCCUUCAGGUCGUCUCCUCGUGGCUGGGGAUGAGCCUUGUUCUCAUCUGCCAGUCUCUGAAGACGCCAGUCCAGACCUGCCAGGAUUGAUCGCUGUGCCCCCUCUAAGAAGAGCUGAUUCCGGUGCCUCCGAAAGCACAAAAAUGCUUCAAGUGAAAAUAGCCACGGCAUCGCAGAAAGCAACAGGAAACCGAAACAUGCUGAAAACUUAAUAAAUAUACAGAUCUCCACGGAGAUCUGGCACAUUUAUUCAUUCCAAUAAAAUCAAAA